UGAUAUAAACCUUGUCCUGCCAGGUGUCUGCGGGCUGCUUGUGAUGAUGAGUGAUGCUGACCAUCAAGCCUGGAGAGCACGGCUCUACGUACGGAGGAAACCCUCUGGCCUGCGGCGUUGCCAUGGCAGCACUAGAGG
This is a messenger RNA of Salvelinus sp. IW2-2015, 138 nucleotides long. The record is from RefSeq and is a predicted model, not a curated record. Lineage: Eukaryota; Metazoa; Chordata; Actinopteri; Salmoniformes; Salmonidae.